UCCAGUGUUGCUCCUGCCAGGAAAGAAGAUUUUUAAAAACCACAGCGAGAUGUGUGACCAGCAGAAGCAACCACAGUUCCUUCCAUCUUGUGUGAAGGGUUCUGGAAUGGGAGUGGGGCAAGGUAGUGAUGGUGCCUCUGGAAAAGGCCAGGUUUCAGGGCAGAUCCAAACUGUUGAUGCUUCAGGGCCCGCUCCCUGCCAGCCUCAAACCAUUGUGAGAUACUCAGCUCCAGUUCCUGCUCAAACUUAUGUGAAAUACCAAGUUCCGUGCCAGACCAAAACCUACGUGAAAUGCCCAACUCCCUGCCAGACAUACGUGAAAUGUCCAGCCCCAUGCCAGACAACUUAUGUGAAAUGUCCAGCCCCAUGCCAGACGACUUAUGUGAAAUGUCCAGCCCCAUGCCAGACAACCUACAUGAAAUGCCCAGCCCCAUACGUGAAAUGUCCAGCUCCAUGUCAGACAACUACUGUAAAGUGCCCAGCCCCGUGCCAGACGACUUCUGUCAAAUGUCCAGCUCCCUGCCAGGCUCAGACGUAUUAUGUCCAGUACCAGGCUCCUGGCCAGACUUAUUAUACUCAGGCUUCUUCAAGUGGCUCGGGAUCACAGGGCUGUGUUCCUGACCCAUGCUCUGCCCCCUGUUCCACCAGCUACUGCUAUUUGGCUCCCCGGACCUUUGGGGUGAGUCCUCUGAGACGCUGGGUCCAGCGGCCUCAAGGAUGGAACACAGGAUCUUCUAGCUGCUGUGAGGAUUCUGGGUGCUGCAGCUCUGGAGGCUGCGGAGGCUGUGGCUCUGGGGACUGUGGAGGUUGCGGCUGUGGCUGUGGCUCUGGGUGCUGCUGUUUGGGAAUUAUUCCCAUGAGGUCCAGAGGUCCUGCAUGCUGUGAUCAUGAGGAUGAUUGUUGCUGUUAAACACGAAAGAAAUGUCCUGCUUCCAAAAUGUCCCUCCUGCUCUGUCUUCUGGAAUUACCCAAACUUAACAACGGCUUCCCUAGUUCUUUUACCAAGGCAUCCUGCCAUAGUUAGCACAACCCCCAAACUGUGGCAAGAAUAAA
Molecule: messenger RNA, 1053 nt
Organism: Rattus rattus (black rat)
Lineage: Eukaryota; Metazoa; Chordata; Mammalia; Rodentia; Muridae
Gene: Kplce
Product: chromosome 3 C1orf68 homolog
Exons: 2
Coding region: 50-910 (286 amino acids)
Source: RefSeq, a predicted model, not a curated record